Molecule: messenger RNA, 1053 nt
Organism: Prorocentrum cordatum
Lineage: Eukaryota; Dinophyceae; Prorocentrales; Prorocentraceae
Source: the annotation of a GenBank genome assembly
AUGGUAGCAGACCAGCAGAUCGGGACCAUGCUCCUGGUGGUGUUCGCCACAAGCAUACCCAGCGCAGCAUCGCUCAAGACGCAGACCUUCACCAACACCCCGCAGGCGGCUGGCUCAGGAGCGUCGUGCACGUUGGCCGACACCUCUGGCUGCCAGGACAAAGACGUCAUCUUGUACAACCCGGUGACGAACGGAGACGGGAGCGUCCAGGGGUUGGUGACUUUCUGGGGCGGGCAGUGGGGCACGGUGUGCGACGACGUCACGGACUGCGACGCGCCCGGCGGGGGGACCAGCCCGUGCUCCAACGGCUACGUCAACGUCGCCGGGGGUCAGCAGUUGGCGGCGGUCGUGUGCCGUGAGCUCGGCCUGGACGCGAGCGGGGCCCAGGAGUACAACGCCAAUGGAGGUAGCUCCGGGUACCCGAUCCACGUGGACGGCACGAGCAACCACAUCAGCGGCUGCGCGGGCACGGAGGCGGCCCUUGCAGACUGCGCGUGGCUCCUCUACGGCAGCCACAACUGCGGGCACCACGAGGACGUGGGCGUCAUUUGCCAGCCUGCCAGCCCAACGAGCAGCCCGACGCCUUCGCCAACGCCUGCUCCGACGUCUCCUCCAACGCCUCCUCCAACGCCUGCUCCAACGACGGCACCAGCGAACUUGGCGCUGGAAUGCCCCGCGCAGCAAGGUCCCGGGCAGUGGAAUGGUUUUGGUGCCAGCUUAUGCGUCGACGGCAGCACGCGCGAUGAUAGUUCCCCGUUGAUCCCUUGUACUGGUUCAGUUCCAUAUACGCAGGGCGGAGCAUGCCAGUCUGUGUGUCACACGGACUACGGGGCGAAUCCGUGGUUCGAGGUGACGUUGGCUGGGGCAGCCACUAUUGAUUCGGUGAAGGUGGUGAAUGCGUGGACUCAUUGCUGUAAGGAACGGAUCGCCCCUUUCUACAUGCGCCUGCUCGAUUCAGCUGGAAGCGAGAUCUCCAGCAAACGCUUCUCCAGCACCCAGGAUCAGACGAGUACGAAUGGACUGGAGUUGGCGUGUCCGGGGUCAGCAGGGUGA